This is a messenger RNA of Rotaria sp. Silwood1, 453 nucleotides long. The record is from the annotation of a GenBank genome assembly. NCBI's taxonomy places the organism in Eukaryota, Metazoa, Rotifera, Eurotatoria, Philodinida, Philodinidae.
AUGUGUAUAACAGUAAAUACAGUCUAUGCUAAAUAUCGUACGUAUUUUAUAUAUCUAGUUUUAACUACAAUUGUUCCACUUAUUAUAAUCAUUGGAUUUGAUCUUUUAACUUAUCGAUAUCUUCAUGUAUACUCAAUACAACAACGACGUCGUUUACUUUCAGUAAUUACAAGACAAAUGACAACAAUGACUUUAUUUCAUAUUGCUCCUGUAAUUAUAUUUCAAGCUCCAUUUGCUAUUUCACAGUGUUAUUUUCUUACAGUCGGUAUUAGUAAAGACCCUGUUCGUGGAGCACAAGAACAAAUAGUUCAACAAUUUUUUAAUGUUCUAGGCUAUGGAAUAUAUGCGACUUCUUUCUACUGCUACUAUGUAGCAUCAAAACGUUUUCGUAAGCAAGUAUUCAACGUGUUUUCGUUAAAUCAUCAACGAAGAAAUCGAGUACGGCCAUCAUGA